Molecule: messenger RNA, 1502 nt
Organism: Ochlerotatus camptorhynchus
Lineage: Eukaryota; Metazoa; Arthropoda; Insecta; Diptera; Culicidae
Product: putative serine protease K12H4.7
Exons: 7
Coding region: 51-1487 (478 amino acids)
Biological process (GO): proteolysis
Molecular function (GO): dipeptidyl-peptidase activity; serine-type exopeptidase activity
Source: RefSeq, a predicted model, not a curated record
CAGUGAACGUGGUACUUCUAAUUGAACCAGUUUAAGUAAGGGACGUUGAGAUGAAAUUGCUCAUUGUAGCCUUACUGCUAGGGUCACUUGCCUUUUUGGAGGCUGACAAAAAAGUGUUUUGGGAAAAUCUACACCGAGAGCCUCCGAUUCGAGGAUACUCGUUGAACAGCACCAGGCAGGCUGAGACGAAAUGGAUUAUGCAGUACGUUGACAAUUUUGACCCACAAAACCCAUCAACAUGGAGCAUGCGUUACAUCGAAAAUGGCGAACACUACCAACCAGGAGGACCCCUUUUUAUAUUUUUAGGAGGUGAAUGGGAAGUUAACUCCGGUACCGUUCUACAGGGCCAUUUUUACGACAUGGCAAAAGAGUUGGGAGCUUAUUUGUUUUACACCGAGCAUCGAUACUAUGGUCAGAGCCACCCUACCGCGAGCACUCGAACCGACUUGUUGAAAUUUCUGAAUGUUGAUCAAGCAUUAGCAGAUGUGGCACAUUUCGUGGAGGAAAUGAAGAGAACAAUUCCAGGGGCCACGAAUUCUAAAAUAAUCAUGGCAGGUGGUUCUUACUCCGCUACGAUGGUGGCGUGGUUCAGACAGAAGUAUCCUCAUUUGUUGGACGGUGGUUGGGCCUCCAGUGCUCCAUUAUUGGCUAAACUUGACUUUACCGAGUACAAAGAAGUAGUAUCCGAAUCAAUUCGCCUGGUUGGAGGUGAAAACUGUGCCAACAGAAUUGAGCGCGCUUACAAAGAAAUUGAAGAUUAUUUGGCCAAAAAGGAAUUUGAGAGAGUACUUGAAGAGUUUAAAAUAUGUGAUAAUAUCGACUUAGCAAACAUUUUAGAUUCUGGAAUGUUUUUGAGCUCCAUAUCAGACUACAUUGCUGGUGUUGUGCAGUACCACUGGCCAGGGGACAUUGAAGGAGUUUGCGAAAUUAUCAACGAUGAGGCUAUUACGAACGAUAUGACCGCCUUAGCAAACUGGUUCACUAGAGGUGUUACUAGCUGCAUGGAUCUAACUUAUGAUAGCACAAUACGUUACUACAGAUCAACCGAUUGGAAUCAUGGUGCCAAUAGAGGAGCAAUGAGACCGUGGUUAUAUCAGACGUGUGCUGAAUAUGGGUGGUAUCAAACAUCAGGUUCGGACAUGCAAAUAUUUGGAUCCGGUUUUCCAGUUGAUCUUUACAUAAAAAUGUGUAUCGAUUUGUAUGAUUACUUAUUUUACCAGACUAGAAUAGAGGCAAAUAUUGAACGGACCAACACCAUCUACGGGCAUAUGAACCCAGCGGUUACGAAUAUAUUUUUCACACAAGGACAACUUGAUCCUUGGCGGCCUAUGGGAUUGCAAGAGGACUUGAACGAGCAUUCACCAGCUGUUGUUAUCCCUAUGGCUUCUCACUGCGCGGAUUUGAAUUCCAUCAGCGACAGGGAUUCUCCAGAAAUGAGAGCAGCAAAGGAACGAGUAUUUGAUCUUAUCAAGCAGUGGGUUUUAUAAUCCCUCAACAGGAUA